Molecule: messenger RNA, 1374 nt
Organism: Owenia fusiformis
Lineage: Eukaryota; Metazoa; Annelida; Polychaeta; Sabellida; Oweniidae
Source: the annotation of a GenBank genome assembly
CGCGAGAUCAGUUUGACUUACUUUUUUGUUUUGUAAAAUAUUCCUGUCGACAACUAAACGUAAUAUUACAGAUUGUACCAUGAUGAGACUUCGAGCUUCCAAUCUUUGGUGGAAGUUGGGCAGCUUUUCACAGUUGAACUACAACCAGAAUAUGUGGCAUCUACUGCAACCAACCAAUUUUGCUAAAGCAAUUCAGAAAUCAAACAUAUGCAAUUACUCAAGUGUUUCAAGAUCAUCAUAUAUAAACUAUUAUACAUUGAAUGCAAGAAUACCAUCUCUAGGUUAUCAGCAUUCUGGUGUCCUUAGUUCAAUCAAAAACUUCAACACAAGUCAGAAACAAUGCAUAAAAGAAGAUAAUGAAACAAAAUCACUGGCAGUAUGGAGGAACCUUGUGCACUUAAAAUCUUCCCCACUUCCUGCCUUAACACUUGGCCUUUCUGGACUUAUACCAUUUAUAUCAGCACCAGCAUAUAUGAUGGCAACUGGAGUGUUUUCACCUGAAAUUGCGUUUGCACAGGUUGCAUAUGGUGCUUGUAUUCUCUCCUUUCUGGGAGGGGUAAGAUGGGGAUUUACUCUCCCAGAAGAAAGUUUUGAGCAGCCUAAUUGGCAUAAUUUAGGAUAUAGUGUUGUGCCUUCUUUAGUUGCUUGGACAGGCUUACUGCUGCCUUCACCAUUGUCUUGUGUAACAUUAAUGGGAGGUUUAGGAGUCAUAGCAUAUUUUGAUGCAACAAUGCAGGGAUAUCCUCUGUGGUUCAAAGCACUGAGAUUCACUCUGAGCUUUAUAGCAGUUUUAUCUUUAUGGACAUGCUUCAUGUGUGGAUUUCUCUUGAAAUCAGAAAUCAAAAAUCAGUCUUCGAGUGAAUGAAUGCACUAUUUUUGCAAUUGUCAAUUAUUCGAUUGAAAGAUGUCACUGGGGUCACAACCAUUUUAUUUUCUGAAGUUUAGAACCUUGUCUUGCUAAUUAAUAGAAUGUACAAUUAGACUUAGGCAAUUAAAAAUUCAUGAAUUUCAUAGACCUAUAUCCUGGAAUCUCUUGGAAUAGAGUAUGACAGUAUUUGAAUCAGGCUAAAGAGAGAUAAAGAGAGUCUUGGAAUUCAAUUCUGGGAACUUGAUUAAUUAACGCUCAUGGCCAUUCAUUUGUCAAAGGACUUUUAAAUAAAUGCCCAUGGGGCCUAUUAGUGAGAGACUCCAGUAUUCAAGUAUGCUAAUGAUUAGAGAUUAAAUCUCAGAUUAAUGUGACAGUGAGAAUAGAGAAUGUAAGAUGGAAGCAGCUUGUAUGUGAUAAGAUAAAAAAAUAUUUCAUAUGGUAUUUAUGUGAACCUACUAUAUAUAGCCUGGUUAUAUGAAUAAAAUAUAUGUGCAGAUUUACCUUUU